Molecule: messenger RNA, 2005 nt
Organism: Miniopterus natalensis
Lineage: Eukaryota; Metazoa; Chordata; Mammalia; Chiroptera; Miniopteridae
Gene: ICAM3
Product: intercellular adhesion molecule 3
Biological process (GO): cell-cell adhesion
Cellular component (GO): plasma membrane
Molecular function (GO): integrin binding
Source: RefSeq, a predicted model, not a curated record
ACCAGGGCCAGGCCCCAUCGGUGUUCAGUGUCUGCUGAAGCCUACCAGCGGCUCUGCUUCCACGAAUCAGAGCAGGCUGGCCACCAUGGUGCCCUUGGGGCCAUUGCCCAGGGCCUGCUGGACUCUGCUCAUCUCUCUGCUUCUGGUCUGCUGUCUGCUGCCUCCAGGUGUCCAGGGACAGGAGUUCCUGCUUCAGGUGGAGCCGCAGGACCCUGUGGUACUUGCUGGAGAGUCUCUCUUGGUAAACUGCAGUACAGAUUGCCCCCAACCUGAACUCAUUACCCUGGAGACAUCCCUUUUCAAGGAGUCAAUGGGCAAAGGCCUGGGCUGGGCAGCCUUCCAGCUCAGCAAUGUGACUGGUGACAGUGUGGUCCUAUGCUCCGGCUUCUGCAAUGGUUUGCAGAUCACAGGCUCAUCUAACAUCACAGUAUACCGGUUUCCAGAGCAUGUGGAGCUGGCACCCAUGUCCCCCUGGAAGCCUAUAGGCAAAAAUCUCACCUUGCGCUGCUGCGUGGAAGGCGGGGCACCCCGAACCAGCCUCUUCGUGUUGCUGCUCCGUGGGGAGGAGGUGCUGAGCCGGCAGCUGGCAGUUGGGGAGCCUGCAGAAGUCAAUACCACGGUGUUAGUGGGCAGAAACGAUCACGGUGCCAAUUUCUCUUGCCGCUGGGAACUGGACCUGCGGCCCCAAGGGCUGGGACUGUUCCAGAACAGCUCAGUCCCCAGGCAGCUCCAAACCUUUGUCCUGCCUGUGACGCCCCCACGUCUCUUUGUUCCCCGGUUCUUGGAGGUGGGAACAUCCCAGGUCGUGAACUGCACCCUGGACGGGCUGUUUCCCGCCUCUGAGGCCCAGGUCCAACUGGCUCUGGGGGACCAGAUGCUGCAUCCUACAGUAGUGAGCCACGGUGACACGCUCAUGGCCACAGCCACAGCCACAGCAAGCGGGGAACUAGAGGGAGCACAGGAGAUUGUCUGCAAUGUGACCCUGGCGGGGGAGAGCCGGAAGACUCAGGAGAACUUGACCAUUUAUAGUUUCUGGGGGCCCAUGAUGAACCUGAGCGGGACCCUCAGGAACCUGAGCCAGCCGACAGUCCCUGAGGGUACCACAGUGAAUGUGACUUGCGCUGCUGGAGCCCAAGUCCAGGUGACGCUGGACGGAGUUCCCGCUGUGGCCCCAGGACAGCUCGCCCUGCUUCAGCUAAACGCCACUGAGAGGGACGACAGACGCAGCUUCUUCUGCAAUGCCACCCUCGAGGUGGAUGGGGUGGUCUUGCACAGGAACAGGAGCGUCCAGCUGCGUGUACUGUAUGGUCCUAAGAUUGACCCAGCCAAAUGUCCUCAGCACUUGACGUGGAAAGAUAAAACAACCCAAGUCCUUCAGUGCCAAGCCCGGGGCAACCCGGAUCCCCAGCUACGGUGUUUGCAUGAAGCCUCCAGUGUCCAGGUGCCCAUCGGGAUCCCAUUCCGCGUCAGGUUAAACUACAGUGGUAUCUACUACUGCCAAGCAGCCAACUCACAGGGCAUGCACUCUCUCAUCGUGGUGAUGAACGUUCAGGAUUGUAACUCCCUCACCGUCACCAUCGUCCUGGGGGUAUUGACGAUCCUGGGCCUUGUGACUGUCAUCGCGGCCUUAAUGUACGUCUUCGGGAGGCAUAAACGUAGUGACAAGUACGAAGUGAAUCAGGGGAGCGCCUGGUUGCCCCUCGCGUCUAAACAGCCUGACGAGGCGCCGGGGGAGUAGCCAUUCUGAGCCUCGGGCCAGCGGGGUAACGGGCCAAAGACGACGGGAGUUUGGCUGUAUCCCCUGGUUCCCCAACAAUAAAGCCCUCAAAAUCCGUGUCUGUGGCUUGAUUCCACCGGCGCUGAGGGGAUCUCCCAAUGCGCUGCGCGUCCGCUGAAUGACAUCUUGGGGGCGGAAAGUGGCGGAGGCUGUGGAGUCCAGACCGGGCCAGAACUCUCGGAGGCGGGCUGGGCCUUAGCCAAUGGGCUGAGGGAUUCGAGGAGGAGG